Messenger RNA from Paramecium tetraurelia, 765 nucleotides. RefSeq lists its product as uncharacterized. The transcript is spliced from 2 exons. The record is from RefSeq and is a predicted model, not a curated record. Lineage: Eukaryota; Ciliophora; Oligohymenophorea; Peniculida; Parameciidae.
AUGGCAGGAAUUCUAUAAUAAUCAACUCAUGAAUAGCAUACAUUUUAAGAACUGAUAAAUUAAAAAGAUUAAGAAAUAUAGAAUUUGUAAGAGGAAUUAAAAAUUAUUCAUUAGCAUAUAGAAUAAAGAAUGAAUAAGUCUGUGAUUAGUAAUCACUCUAAAAAGAGUUAAAAUAUUGUCAAAUUUGAAGAGUUUGCUGAUAUUGAUGAAAAUGAUAUUAAUGAAUAAUCAGAUGAGGAAGAAGAAAUAAUGAAAGAAAAAUUAAAAUUACAAAAAGUUCUUCAAGAAAAUGAUGAAAAAAUUAGACGAAUGGAAAUCUAAUUGGAAUAAACUUAAAAAUUUGCAAAAACAAAGAUUAACUAGGAAUUAUCAAAUUUGUAAAUUUAAUUGAACAAUUAAAAUAAAGUUAUUGAAGAAUUGAACACUUUGAAUUCUAAUCAAUUCAAAAUAUUAGAGUAAAAAGAAAAGGAGAUUCAAGAUUUAAAAGAAGAGUUAAAUAGAUAUUAUUAAUAAAAAGAUCAUAUAAUAAAUAAAUCUAAUUAUAGUAAUAGUUUUGGUUCUGAUAAUGAAAAAGAAACUGCAGAUUAAUAGCAAUUGGAAAAAAAGCAGGAUGACAAUUUCGAUAUACAAAGAUAGGUUGAAAUACAAAAUAAGUAAAUAGAAUAAAAUUUAAAAAAAACCCUUAAUGAAGCCAUUGAUAUAUAAUAGCCUAAGAAUGAGUGUCUAAAGGAGGAAUCUCAAAAUAAUAAAGAUUGUUUAAAUUGA